AUGGCUCCGGCCGAGGCCGAGCUCACCCAAUUCUCCAACGGCGAGACGAGCGUCCGCAUCCUCACCAGCGUGCGCGAGAAGGACGUCUUUGUCGUGCAGUCCGGCAGCCCCAAGAUCAACGACACCAUCAUGGAGCUGCUCAUCAUGAUCUCGGCCUGCAAGGGAGGCUCGGCGAGCAAAGUCACUGCUGUCCUGCCAUACUUCCCAUACAGUCGCCAGUCCAAGAAGAAGUCGCAUAGAGGAGCGAUUACUGCACGGAUGUUGGCCAACCUCCUUGGGGUUGCGGGUGUUAAGCACAUUGUCACGGUCGAUCUGCACGCGUCACAAAUGCAGGGCUUUUUCAAGUGCCCGGUGGACAACCUUCACGCCGAGCCGCUGAUUGCUCGCUGGAUCAGACACAAUGUGCCAGACUGGAAGGAGGCGGUGGUGGUGUCCAAGAACGCCGGCGGCACCAAGCGUGUCACGUCUCUUGCCGACGCACUCAAGCUGAACUUUGGCAUGGUCAAGGAGGAGAUUCUCAAACCAAAAGUUGAGCACAUGAUCACGUUGGUGGGCGACGUGAAGGGCCGUUCGGUCUUCAUCGUGGACGAUAUGAUCGACAAGCCCGGCUCGUGGAUUGCUGCGGCCGAGACGGUACGGAAGCGUGGCAAGGCCGAGAAGGUGUACUGUAUUGCAACACAUGGUGUCUUUGGAGGCGAUUGCCUUGAGCAGAUGCAGGCUUGUGAUUGCAUCGACACCAUCGUGGUGACCAACAGCUAUCCGAUACCCGAAGAGAAGGCGCGCAAGGCCAGCAAGCUGGUGGUUCUCGAUCUGUCGUUCCUCCUGGCUGAGGCGAUUCGCAGAAACCACUACGGCGAGUCGAUGUCGCCACUGUUCCAGCAUGUCUUGGACUCGUAA
This is a messenger RNA of Podospora pseudocomata, 897 nucleotides long. It is a transcript of the gene PRS1, whose product is annotated as ribose-phosphate pyrophosphokinase 1. Gene Ontology annotation, cellular component: ribose phosphate diphosphokinase complex; cytoplasm. The record is from RefSeq and is a predicted model, not a curated record. Gene Ontology annotation, molecular function: ribose phosphate diphosphokinase activity; magnesium ion binding. Gene Ontology annotation, biological process: ribonucleoside monophosphate biosynthetic process; purine nucleotide biosynthetic process; 5-phosphoribose 1-diphosphate biosynthetic process. NCBI's taxonomy places the organism in Eukaryota, Fungi, Ascomycota, Sordariomycetes, Sordariales, Podosporaceae. Bases 1 to 897 code for a protein of 298 amino acids. The transcript is spliced from 3 exons.